This is a messenger RNA of Hordeum vulgare subsp. vulgare (domesticated barley), 932 nucleotides long. Its product is annotated as phosphatidylinositol transfer protein PDR17-like. Bases 90 to 833 code for a protein of 247 amino acids. The transcript has 3 exons. The record is from RefSeq and is a predicted model, not a curated record. Lineage: Eukaryota; Viridiplantae; Streptophyta; Magnoliopsida; Poales; Poaceae.
UUCUCCAGCUAUAAGAACCAGCACCCCCGGGCGCUCCAUGCCCAGCUGACACAGACCAGAGCAGUUCGAGCGCCACCGUCGAAGCAGGAAUGGACUGCGGUACUGAUGAUGCGCACCAACACGGCCAUGGCCAUGGCAAUGACGACGGCGGCGAUGCGGCGGAGUGGAAGAAGGUGGCGGAGCUGAGGGCCGUGGUCGAGGCACAGGACCCCGCAGCCAAGGAGGAGGACGACCUCGCGCUCCGGCGGUUCCUGCGUGCCCGGGACCACAACAUCGGCAAGGCGUCGGUGAUGCUCCUCCACUACCUUGCCUGGAAACGCGUCGCCAAACCCCAUGGCUCGAUCUCGGACGACGAGGUGCGUGACGAGAUCGCAAAGGAUAGGGUCUGCAUGGAGGGCUUCGACCGUCUCAACCGCCCCAUGGCGUAUCUCUAUGGCGCGCGCCAUUUUCCCGCCCGGCGUGAUCUCGACGGGUUCAAGCGCUACGUCAUCUAUGUCCUCGACAAAAUCUGCACCAGGUUGCCGGUGGGGCAGGAGAAGUUUGCGGCGGUGAUAGACAUGAGGGGUUGGGGUUACGCCAACUGCGACAUCCGCGGGUACGUGGCGGCACUGGACAUCAUGCAGAGCUAUUACCCAGAGCGCCUGGGCCGAGUGUUCCUGAUCCACGUGCCCUACAUGUUCAUGGCAGCAUGGAAGAUGGUGUACCCAUUCAUCGACGAUAGGACCAGGAAGAAGUUUGUGUUCGUGGCCGAUAAAGACCUUGACCCCACCCUCCGUGGCGCCAUCAAGGAGUCCCAGCUCCCCGAGGAGUACGGCGGCAACCUGAAGCUGUAGGGCUAUGAUAGUUCACUAUCGUCUAAGUCCAUGUAACGAUCGGUCGAUGGCGAUCACUACCUGAGAUAUGCAAUUAAGGGUGCGUCAGAAUAUCUACUA